AUAAACCAUUAUAUAAACAUUACGGGUUACACAAUAUAAACAUAGAAUACACAUUUAGCUACACACAUUCAUGAGUUAGGCAUUAAGAACAUGGAUCACAUGCUUGUCUCUAGUUGGUUUCAUCUUAAUUCCUCUGUACCUUUAUCUUAUGUGCAACCACCGGAAAGUAGACCCGGCACGGUUUCCGUAAUAUCCGGCAAGACAAUUCCGGUGGUGGAUCUUGGAGGACAUGAUCAUGGUGAAAUUUUAAUGAAUAUUUUGAGAGCUUCCGAGGAGUAUGGAUUUUUUCAGGUUAUCAACCAUGGAGUUUCUAAGGAGUUGAUGGAUGAUACAAUGAAUAGUUUCAAGGAAUUUCAUGGCAUGCCUGAAGUAGAAAAGAUAAGUGAAAGUUCAAGAGAUCCAAAUGGAAGUUGUAGGCUUUAUACAAGUCGUGAGAUUAAUGGUGAAGAUUGCAUUCAGUUUUGGAGGGAUACAUUAAGACAUUUUUGUCCACCUUCAGGUGAAUUCAUGGAGUUUUGGCCCCAGAAGCCUCAAAGAUACAGGGAAGUAGUUGAGAAAUAUACACAAGAAGUGAGAGCAUUGGGGCUAAAAAUAUUGGAGUUUAUAUGUGAAGGGUUAGGACUUGACCCAAAAUAUUGUUGUGGUGGACUUAGUGAAAGUCCAUUAUUGCUAGCUCAUCACUAUCCACCUUGUCCAGAACCAAGUUUAACAUUGGGAACACCUAAACAUCGUGAUCCUAACCUUGUUACUAUAUUGUUUCAAGAAAAUGAUAUAAAUGCUCUUCAAGUCUUCAAGGAUGGAGAAUGGAUUGUUGUUGAGCCAAUUCCCUAUGCUUUUGUGGUUAAUAUUGGCCUUAUGUUGCAGAUUAUCAGUAAUGGAAGGCUCAUAGGAGCUGAGCACCGAGUUGUGACAAAUUCAGGCAUUGCAAGGACUACUAUUGCAUACUUCAUUCGUCCAACAAACACAACUAUUAUAGAACCUGCAAAGCAUUUGAUAUGUCCUAGUUCUCGUCUCAUAUACAAGUCCAUCACAUUUGAAGAGUUUUUGAAAAUUUUCAUGAACAAAGGUCCUGACAUUGAACCAUACUUGCUCUUAUAGUUUUCUAUAAAAGAAAGGACAGGUCACAAUGUGUUGAAUCUAAAUUUAAAUUAUUGUCGAGAGAUAUCUAUAUUUAGUAUGCAACGCAUUUCAUUAUCUUGUUGACAUAUGAAUAGUCUUUUGUGAAUCUAAACAAAUAAAAUUGAGCAUAUUUAUAUUUAUCUUGUAAUGCUCCUCAUAUUGUAAAAAGACAAUUGUGUACAUUUGAUACGUUGGAGCAUAGGUUUGAACCUAGAAAAAUAAAUAAUUGAGAGUAUGUAGAGUUUUGUUUAUCAAUGAUAUAUUAUUUCUCCUAUUCCACAA
Messenger RNA from Cicer arietinum (chickpea), 1401 nucleotides. Its product is annotated as protein DOWNY MILDEW RESISTANCE 6-like. The record is from RefSeq and is a predicted model, not a curated record. NCBI's taxonomy places the organism in Eukaryota, Viridiplantae, Streptophyta, Magnoliopsida, Fabales, Fabaceae.